Penicillium soppii is the source of this 432-nucleotide messenger RNA. RefSeq lists its product as uncharacterized. The transcript has 3 exons. The record is from RefSeq and is a predicted model, not a curated record. Bases 1 to 432 code for a protein of 143 amino acids. Lineage: Eukaryota; Fungi; Ascomycota; Eurotiomycetes; Eurotiales; Aspergillaceae.
AUGUUGUGUUAUUCAUCUUUCUACUUCCUUCAUACCUACAAUAUGACUCGCUCUCACAAAUUGAAUGACCGUGACCACCCAGUUGAAGGCGUGAUGGGCACUCGUGACCACAUACCGCGCUACUUUGCAAAGUCCGGGCCAACUGAUGCUGAUCCUCGCAAGACAAAGAAGGACGGAGGCGGCAAAGGAAAUUGGGGUCGAUCAGGAGAGGAGAUACAGGACUAUGACUAUUCGUUCGCCAAUGCUCGUCGUCGAUCAAACAGUAGCACACAGGGCCUUUUCGAUUUCAGAACUAAGUUCGAGGCCUUUGACCCUGAGCCUGUUUUCGAAGCCCAUGCUGCCUCGGAUGUCACGAGUGACACGGUGACCAAGGUAGAGAGUUCCAGUUGCGGCAAUGACAGCGAGGUCGACCAGGAUGGGGUGAAGUACUAG